Messenger RNA from Beta vulgaris subsp. vulgaris (sugar beet), 885 nucleotides. RefSeq names its product 17.8 kDa class I heat shock protein. Gene Ontology annotation, biological process: response to salt stress; response to heat; protein folding. The transcript has a single exon. Bases 264 to 740 code for a protein of 158 amino acids. The record is from RefSeq and is a predicted model, not a curated record. NCBI's taxonomy places the organism in Eukaryota, Viridiplantae, Streptophyta, Magnoliopsida, Caryophyllales, Amaranthaceae.
CGAUACGGACUUUCUAGAAUAUACAAGACCAUUCUUGAAAUUCCUGUAAUCUUCUAAUCUCUCUGUUUCCUUCUCGGCUAUUCAAGAAGUAGAAGAGAAAUUCUCAGAGAAUAAUCCAGACUUCUGAAACUUUCACCAUACUUUUCAGUUUCAUCUAUAAAUACCAAAUUCCCCCAUCUUUCAUUCUCAUAGAAAGCAAGAUAAAAACAUCAACACUCAAGCAAACAAAAACACACAACAAAAACAAUCAAAAUAAUUCAACAAUGUCGCUGAUUCCAAGAUUGUUCGAAAACCGACGAAGUAACAUCUUCGAUCCAUUCUCCCUUGAUUUGUGGGACCCAUUUCAGGGUUUCCCCUUCAACGAAACCUCUCAAUCUCUAUCCUCUGGUCACGAAACCGCAGCAUUUGUGAAUGCUCGAAUGGACUGGAAAGAGACUCCGGAGGCCCAUGUAUUCAAAGCGGAUGUACCCGGGUUAAAGAAGGAGGAAGUCAAAGUAGAGGUGGAAGACGGCAAAGUGCUCCAGGUCAGCGGAGAGAGAAGCAGGGAACAAGAGGAGAAGAAUGACAAGUGGCAUCGUGUUGAGCGGAGUUCUGGAAAGUUCUUGAGAAGGUUUAGGCUGCCUGAAAAUGCAAAGAUGGAUGAGAUUAAGGCGAGUAUGGACAACGGGGUUUUAACUGUUACUGUUCCUAAGAUGGAGGAGAAGAAGCCUCAGCUCAAGUCUAUUGAUAUCUCUGCUUAAAACUUAAAAGUAUGAAUAUAUUUGUGUAAUGUUUUAUUCAUCGUUGAUUAUGUACUCGUGUCUAAACCGUCUAGUUUGUGAGUUGAAGUGUAUUGGUAAGAAGCAACGUAUCAAUGAUGGAAUAAUAAGUUGAUAUACUUUGAAA